Molecule: messenger RNA, 3035 nt
Organism: Temnothorax curvispinosus
Lineage: Eukaryota; Metazoa; Arthropoda; Insecta; Hymenoptera; Formicidae
Gene: Ir93a
Product: ionotropic receptor 93a-like
Exons: 15
Coding region: 118-2685 (855 amino acids)
Cellular component (GO): membrane
Molecular function (GO): ligand-gated monoatomic ion channel activity
Source: RefSeq, a predicted model, not a curated record
AGUUCCGAUUAAUGCGAUAAUAAUGAAUCGGGAAAGUAAUGAACUCAUAUACUAUUGAACAAUGUCCUCGCUUAUAUAUCGACCGGUUGACGCGACAGGCACCAAUACGAUCUGUCGAUGGACAUGAUUUCCGUCUUCUUCCUCGCGUGGCUCCUUAAUUCGGCUGACGCUUUCAAUGACUUUCCGUCGCUGGUAUCCACCAACGCCUCAAUGGCGGUCGUCAUCGAAAAAAGUUUCUUCAAUGACAAGGUCGAGUAUCAGGACAUGGUAAACAAUAUUUAUAAGCUCAUCGCGGCAGUUACGAGCAAAGAAAUGUAUCCAAAUGACAUUGAUGUGCGUGUCUUUCGCGGGAUGAAAAUAAAUAGUCUUCGAGAUUACACGGCGCUUUUAUCCGUGACAACGUGUCAUCAGAUGUGGGAGCUUCACGAUGCAGCGCGUAAAGAAGAGCUUGUGCAUUUAGCGAUAACAGACCAGGAUUGUCCACGGCUUCCUGAUUCGGAGGGUGUGAGCAUUCCCUUAAUAUCGCCUGGAAAAGAAUUGGCCCAGAUUUUUUUGGACAUGAGGGCGGUCGACGCUUUGACUUGGAACAAUGUCAACAUAUUGCACGACGAUACCUUCGAUAGAGACACGAUCAGCAGUGUCACAGAAGCCAUAUCGACCUCGUUGCCAAACAAGAAAUUUCACUUAAUUUCUAGAUCGUUGUUCGCUUUUAAGCACGCCAAUUCCGAACGUAACAGAAGAGAUUACAUAAGUGACGUGCUUGAGAAUUUGAACGUGGAUCAAUUGGGAAGAUGCUUUCUCGUAAUCGUAACGAUAGACGCAGCGGCUGACGUUAUGGAAGCUACAAAAACUUUAAAUAUGGCCCAACCGGACAGCCAGUGGUUAUAUGUCAUCACUGAUGUAGCACGAAACUUCACGAACAUUACCAGUUUCACCGAUUUAUUAUUGGAAGGCAGUAACGUGGCUAUCAUUUAUAAUGCGACGAACAACGACACAUAUUGCAAUGUCAAUUUAAAGUGUUAUAUCCAGGAGUUAGUUGCGGCUUUGGCUAAUGCUUUGAGGCUAUCGUUGUUGACCGAAAUAGAAUUGUACAGUCAUAUGACCGAUGAGGAGUUCGAACUCAUCCGAUUAAAUAAGCUCGAAAGACGUCAGGAAAUUCUCAAAAAUAUCAAAAUAAAGCUUAUGGACGAUAUUUUCGCUACGGGCGGCGUCUGCGGUAAAUGCCUGUUUUGGCGAUUCGCCUCGGCCAUAACGUGGGGCAAUUUUUUCGCUCACGGCAAAAACGUCGCACAUUUGAUCGAUUCGGGAAUAUGGAUGCCCGUUUUAGGUGCGAAUCUGACGGACGCUCUAUUUCCGCAUGUCGCGCACGGUUUCCGAGGGAUCAGCGUACCGGUCGCCACGUAUCAUAAUCCGCCGUGGCAGGUCAUCUCGUUGAGCAACUCCGGCGAAAAGGAAUACGGCGGGCUGGUUUUCGACGUCAUGAAAUAUCUAGGGAGAAAAUUGAACUUCACCUUCACCGUGCUCAGCCCGGCGAGCAAUCGGACCAUCAAGUCCACUCGUAACGAGACGACUGAUGUGGUGUUAACGUCGACAACGAGAGAAAUACCGCAGGAGAUAAUAGAUAUGAUUGUGGACAAGAGGGUUCUCCUCGCAGCCUGCGCGCACACCGUGAACGAUCAGGGAAAAGGAAAAAUCAAUUUUACCUUGCCGAUUUUUAUACAGACGUAUAGCUUUCUGACUGCAAAACCGGGUCAACUUUCGAGAGCGUUGUUGUUCACCGCGCCCUUCACCAAAGAGACAUGGGCCUGCCUGGCAGCAUCGAUUAUUAUAAUGGGCCCGAUCUUGUACUUGGUUCACAAGUGUAAUCCAAACAGCACGAGGACGUCGGGACUGAAUUCCCCCUGGCAAUGCGUAUGGUACGUCUACGGGGCUCUUCUUCAGCAAGGAGGAAUGUACUUACCCCAUUCUGACAGCGCCCGUCUGCUGAUCGCUGUCUGGUGGUUGAUCGUGAUGGUCGUGGUAGCGACCUACUCCGGAAGCUUGGUCGCGUUCCUGACAUUCCCGAACAUGGACGUUGCCGUCCUGACCGUGGAUGAUCUUAUUGCUCAUAAAAACAGAUUAACCUGGGGCUUUCCUAAUGGCAGCUUUUUAGAGGAGUAUCUGAAGAAUGCCGAGGAGGAAAAGUAUCAUACUCUUCUGGAGCGAUCCAUAAUUCAUAACGCGACGCAAGAAGCGGAAAUGAUUGAGCAGGUAAAGGCGGGCAAGCACGUGUUGAUCGACUGGAGAAGUACGUUGAGAUUCGCGAUGAGGAACGACCUGUUAUUAACUGCGGGAUGCGCCUUUUCUUUGAGCACUGAUGAAUUCAUGGACGAGCCCAUAGCGAUGAUUAUUGCGAAAGAUAGUCCUUAUAUAAAAAUCAUCAACGCUGAGUUACACCGCAUGCACGAAUCUGGAUUAAUGAACAAGUGGAUAGCGGAGCAAAUACCGAUGAAAGACAAAUGCUCGGACAGCUUCGCCAACCAGGUCGUAGUGGAGCGCAAAGUAAACGUCGCAGAUAUGCAGGGCAUAUUUUUCGUGCUUUUCAUGGGCAUAACCGGAUCGAUAUUUCUUUUGUGCUGCGAGUGUUGCUGGCACAAGCGCCAAGUGUCGAGGCGACGCAAGCUGAUUCAGCCUUUUGUUUCUUGAAUUGGAUACAGCAGUGGAUAGAUUACAGAUUAAACGCUUCUUUACUUCUCACGAAAUAGCUUCACCGUCGCGUCGGCUAGAACAUCUGCAUGCGCAAUUAGAUUUUAUCGUUGAUUAUAUCUAGUGUUAAUUACAGGGACCAUUCUCGCAUGAGUACAGUGACUUCUCGAGCUACGUGAAACAAGCCGCUUAUAUUGUAAUUAUGAAUUUAGACGACAUGAUUUUUUGGCACAGAUUCCUUUACAGCGGUCAUGUAUUUCGUAAAAAGCAAGCUUUAGAAAGCUGUUUGUAAAGCGAUUUUAUGCUCAAUAAAAUUGUACAAAUUUUAUCUUUGAGGCAGAACCGAUCAU